Molecule: messenger RNA, 1585 nt
Organism: Gossypium arboreum
Lineage: Eukaryota; Viridiplantae; Streptophyta; Magnoliopsida; Malvales; Malvaceae
Product: coumaroyl-CoA:anthocyanidin 3-O-glucoside-6''-O-coumaroyltransferase 1-like
Exons: 1
Coding region: 119-1495 (458 amino acids)
Source: RefSeq, a predicted model, not a curated record
AACCUGGAUCUAAAGUCUUCAAAAACCCAAAAUCUAUGUCCGAAACUCGAUCCCUAAACUAUACGACAUAGAUCUUUUUGAUUGAAAGGGAAAACAAUUUCUAACACUACUCCAAGCAAUGGCAACCCUAGCAGAGAGAUGUACGAAGAUGGUGGAAGAUGUAUCUCCACCACCAGGUUCAGUUCCCACAACCUCUCUCCCUCUCACCUUCUUCGACAUUCAGUUCCUUGGUUCCUCUCCCUUCCAACGCCUAUUUUUCUAUGAAUUCCCGCACCCUACCUCGUAUUUCAUGCAAACCACUCUCCCCUCUCUCAAAACAUCUCUCUCCCUCACUCUUCAACGUUUCUUUCCUUUCGCCGGUAAUCUUGUGUUCCCUGCGCCUCCUCAAAUCCCUUAUAUUCUCUAUACACAGGGUGAUUCUGUUUCGUUUUUCGUCAAUGAAUCCACAGCUGAUUUUAGCCAUCUCGCAGGCGAUCACGCCAGACAUUUUCAAGAAUUUCAACUUCUUCUCCCCAAGUUACUGCCUGCGAUUGCAAGUAAGACGUCGAGUGGUUGCAUACAAAAGAUGCCCCUUAUGGCCAUUCAAGUCACUCUAUUUCCGAACCAAGGCAUUUCAAUUGGAGUUGGCUUUUGCCAUGUUGCGGGUGACGGUAGAACACUUGCUCAUUUUAUGAAAUCAUGGGCAUCCAUUCAGCAGUCUCAAGGGGAUUUGACUUGUCUCAACAAUCCCUUACCCGAUUUCAGCAGUAGGGAUUUGAUUGAAGACCCUUUAGGACUAGCAUCUCUUUUCAUGAAGCGGAAGUGGAAUUUCGAGGAUUUAUCUAACAAUCCCAUCAAAAAGCUUCGAAUCACUUGUACUAUCAAACGGUCUCAAGUUGAGUUAUUGAAAGAUUUGAUAAAAAAAGGUUGCGUGGAAGACAACGGGUCCGAGCCUGUAAGUAUUUCAACAUUCGUAGUAACAUGUACUUACAUGUGGGUUUGUUUGACAAAAUUACAAGAAAUAACGGUAACACAACAAAUCUCAUCAGCUGAUUACUCCGAUGAGCUUUCUUAUUUCCUAUUUGCAGUAGAUUGCAGAGGCCACUUAAAAUUACCUGCCACAUACUUUGGGAACUGUACUAUAGCACGCACCGUAGCAGUUAAGAGAAGUGCGCUGAUUGGAGAAACUGGAAUUGUGGUGGCAGGCAAGGCCAUUGGAAGAGAAGUUAUGGAAACGUACAAAGGACCACUGAAAGGGGCAGAAAGAAGGGAAAUAUUCAAAAGUAGACACCCUCCUAUCAUGGUUUCAGCAUCACCAAAAUUCGAAUUAUAUAAGAUAGAUUUUGGGUGGGGAAGGCCUAGAAAGACGGAGGUUGCCAACAUUGGGUCGUUGGGAUCUCUUUCUCUGUUUUCUAUUGCAGAGAGUAGAGAGGAGGAAGGUAGUAUUGAAUUUGGGUUAGCACUUGCUCCUCAUGAAUUGGAUAUCUUCAAUUCUAAUUUCCACAGGACUUAUUAAAGUUACUGCAAUUGUAACAAUUAUUAUUAAAUAUUACUUGCCUGCUGGAAUUUAAUGAGAACCGAUAAAUACAAAAAAAAAUUAGCCUCA